Molecule: messenger RNA, 1610 nt
Organism: Drosophila hydei
Lineage: Eukaryota; Metazoa; Arthropoda; Insecta; Diptera; Drosophilidae
Gene: Task7
Product: two pore potassium channel protein sup-9
Exons: 5
Coding region: 340-1413 (357 amino acids)
Biological process (GO): potassium ion transmembrane transport; stabilization of membrane potential
Cellular component (GO): membrane
Molecular function (GO): potassium ion leak channel activity
Source: RefSeq, a predicted model, not a curated record
UACCGAUUUUCCCGCAAUUCGUAUCGGUAGUCAAUUAAAUAAACCGAAAAUAAAUAAAGUACACUUCGAUGCUAAUAUAAUACAGAGUCGCACUAAUUAAGUCACAAUGGAAACUUACAAGUUCAAAACUGCAAUGAACUUAAAUACAGGGCACAUCAAAUAAAACAUAGCACCGUUUGCUGUUUGUAUGUUUAUGCACGCAAAUCGAUUUCUACAGAAUCCUUGUGCAGGACAUACACACUAAUACAGAGACAGAAACGUAUGCAAACAAACAGACGAUAUUAAUAAUAACGGUGCAUUGUGCAAACCUCUGAGAUUUGCAAUAAGCCUUAACUUUAAAUGCUUAUUGAAUCCUAUCGCCAAACAGCUUUCGAAUUUGUUGUCCAUUGCGCCAUGAAGCGUCAGAACGUUAGAACCCUGUCGCUGGUGGUAUGCACAUUUACCUAUUUGCUCAUCGGGGCGGCAGUCUUUGACUCGCUUGAAUCACAAACAGAAGCGAGGCGUUGGGAAUUUUUGCAAGCCAUAAAGAAUAAUUUCGUUGAGAAAUACAAUGUGAGUGCCGAAGACUACCGGAUGAUCGAAAUAGUAAUAAUAGAGAACAAACCACACAAAGCGGGACCUCAGUGGAAAUUCGCUGGCGCAUUUUAUUUUGCCACUGUGGUGCUGGCAAUGAUUGGAUAUGGACACUCCACGCCGACCACUGUGGCCGGCAAAUUAUUUACAAUGUUUUAUGCGAUGGUUGGCAUUCCACUCGGGUUGGUUAUGUUCCAGUCCAUUGGUGAGCGUCUGAAUAAGUUUGCAUCCGUAAUAAUUAGGAGGGCGAAGCGAGCAAGUGGAGCACGAUGCACGGAUGCCACUGAAAUGAAUCUAAUGUUGGCCACCGGGAUGCUCUCCUCGAUCAUAAUAACAACCGGAGCAGCAGUGUUCUCUCGCUACGAGGGCUGGAGUUACUUUGACAGCUUCUACUAUUGCUUCGUCACGUUGACUACAAUUGGAUUUGGUGAUUACGUGGCUCUACAAAAUGACCAGGCGUUGACGAACAAGCCAGGAUAUGUUGCGCUCAGUUUGGUCUUUAUACUGUUUGGAUUAGCAGUGGUCGCUGCUAGUAUUAAUCUGCUCGUAUUGCGAUUCAUGACAAUGCAAGCCGAGGACGCUAAGCGGGACGAACAAGAUGCUCAAAAUCUGGCUGCUGGCAACCAGCCGCUUACAUAUGACGACGAGUCGACCUACAAUAUGCAGGGCAAGCUCUUGGAAAACAACUACACUACGGAGAAUGACGAGACAGUGUCGCUGUGUUCUUGCACAUGCAUGGGUGGAACCCGUUGCUUGAACCACGAGCCAUUUGUCGACCCAGACUUCCAGCCAAUGGAUAUAAUUGAGAGCACUCUGUGCCUGAAGCGUGCAUCUGUCUAAUAGACUAAUAAGUUAGCUUGAAUGCCAAAUUCUUCUGGAGAUAUCACGUAGUCUAGCCACCUUUAGGGAUGCCAAACUGUAGCCGUUUUUAGAGACCCCCGUAGAGAACUUAACCACCAUGAAAAGAAAACCCUCUUAUUAAAGUAAAAUACGUUUAAGUAAAAGUGCUCAAAUAUAUAACUCUGAAACCCGAACCG